Ilex paraguariensis (yerba mate) is the source of this 765-nucleotide messenger RNA. The record is from the annotation of a GenBank genome assembly. NCBI's taxonomy places the organism in Eukaryota, Viridiplantae, Streptophyta, Magnoliopsida, Aquifoliales, Aquifoliaceae.
AUGAAGGAAAACGGCUUUCUCCAGAGAAUUGGAAUACAGUACCAUUGGAAGAAUCGUAACUACAAAAAUUUUGAUGAGUUUUUGAUGGACAUGAAGCAAAGUAAAAGGAAAAAUAUUCGUCAAGAACGCAAGAAGGAAUUACCAGCAGUGGAAACUUAUCAUCUACUUUUAGAUCAUGAUAGUCCUGCAACUUCUACCUACAAAUGGGUGAUCUCUGCUCAAAAUUUGAAGAUGAAACGCCUACGUGGAUAUGAAAUUAAGGCUAUACACUGGGAUACUUUCUAUAAGUUCUACAGGAACACCACAGAUAACAAGUGGGGUAGCGCAUAUCUAACCAGGGAUUUUUUUCACAACAUGGGUUCGAGGAUGGGCGAUGAUGUGCUACUUAUUGUGGCUGAAGAAAAAGAUGAGCUUGUUGCUGGAGCCCUUAAUCUCAUUGGAGGAGAUACUUUAUUUGGCCGCUUAUGGGGAUGUCUCCCACAAGCAUACUACCCAAGUUUGCAUUUUGAAGCAUGCUAUUACCAGGCAAUAGAGGCGGCAAUUGAACUCAAUCUGGACAAAGUAGAGGCAGGAGCUCAAGGUGAGCAUAAGAUUCAGCGGGGUUAUCUUCCGGUGACGACUUACAGCUGUCAUUAUAUAAUGGAUGAAGGUUUUAGGAAAGUCAUAGAGGACUUUUUGGUGCGAGAAACGGCUCAGGUAAUUAUAUUUAUCUUAUCAAAGUUUAGUAAACAUCCCUUUUCAGGGAAACUAUUACUUCAUCCUUAG